Messenger RNA from Haliotis rufescens (red abalone), 5656 nucleotides. Its product is annotated as mitogen-activated protein kinase 15-like. Gene Ontology annotation, biological process: intracellular signal transduction; protein phosphorylation. Gene Ontology annotation, molecular function: MAP kinase activity; ATP binding. Bases 79 to 1821 code for a protein of 580 amino acids. The record is from RefSeq and is a predicted model, not a curated record. The transcript has 13 exons. Lineage: Eukaryota; Metazoa; Mollusca; Gastropoda; Lepetellida; Haliotidae. Gene Ontology annotation, cellular component: cytoplasm; nucleus.
ACCUCCUACUGUAAUUUGUAUCAUGGCGACUUCCGGCAUCCAUGACUGUUGACGCUUCGACUCGGAAUAUUCGGAAAUAUGAAUUCUGAAAUAGAGCCUCACAUCACAAAGAAGUAUGAAAUAAAGAAGAGGCUUGGAAAAGGGGCAUAUGGCAUUGUAUGGAAGGCGAUUGACCGUCGCACAGGGGAGGUGGUGGCGGUCAAGAAGAUUUUCGAUGCAUUCAGGAACCAGACAGAUGCUCAGAGGACGUUCCGAGAGAUCAUGUUCCUCCAGGAGUUCGGGGACCAUCCCAACAUCAUUAAGCUCCAUAACGUCAUCAAGGCAGAAAAUGACAAGGAUAUCUAUCUUGUCUUUGAGUUCAUGGAAACUGACCUUCACAAUGUGAUCAAGAGAGGCAACAUUCUGAAGGAUGUUCACAAACGGUACAUCAUGUACCAGCUGUUCAAAUCUACCAAGUAUCUUCACUCAGGCAAUGUGAUCCAUCGAGAUCAGAAGCCUUCCAACAUUCUGCUGGACAGUGAGUGUGUGGUCAAGCUGUGUGACUUUGGUCUUGCACGGUCACUCACACAGAUCGGCAUGGAUGAAACAGGGGACCCCAAUCUGACAGAGUACGUGGCCACACGCUGGUACAGAGCCCCUGAGAUCCUGCUUGCAUCACACAGGUACACCAAGGGUGUGGACAUGUGGAGUCUGGGCUGUAUCCUGGGGGAGAUGUUGAUAAACAAGCCUCUGUUUCCAGGGUCGUCCACCAUCAACCAGAUCGAGAGGAUCAUGGCCUCUAUCCCUGCACCCUCAAGGGGAGACAUCGAGAGCAUCAAGUCCGCCUACGGGUCGUCUGUGUUAGAGAAAGCUGCUAUGAGACCAAAAAGGAGGAUAGAGGACAUGUUGCCAGAAAGCCCGCCAGAGGCCAUUGACCUUGUGCGUCGCCUCUUGCACUUCAACCCCGACAAGCGCAUCACAGCAGAUGAAGCAGUCCGCCACCCAUAUGUAGAAAGAUUUCACAACACGUCAGAAGAGCUGUCGCUUAGUUAUGAUGUGGUCCCUCCACUUAGUGAUGAUGUCCAGCGCUCCGUGGAUGAAUAUCGGAGUAUGCUGUAUGAGAUGAUCAUGCAAAAGAAAGCAGAACGUCGUCGACGCCGACGGGAAGAGUCACGGAGUGCGCAGCAGAGACAACUGCAGCAGCAGCAACAAACAUUGAUGGCCGCUGGAGACUCCAGCAGCAACCUCUCCCCUCCCCACCAGGAUCCCGCUAUGAAGGAAAACGUGUCAGGCCCCUCCCCCAAGUCUGCAUCCAGGGGAGGCCUCGUUGACAACCGACACCACUCCUCCUUCACAAAUGUCGCAUUUGGUCGAACAACAACCCAUGAAGCUCAGCAGAAGGCCCUGAUGAGGCAACGUAGUCUGGACUACCUUAAUGGGCAGCAACACUCUCUCGCCUCCAAUGACCCAUAUCCUCCAAUCCAGCAAAACCAGAAGAACCGCCAAGCAUCAGCCCCAGCAGUGACCCGGGGUCAAGGCCGCCCAAUAUCUGGUGCCUACAGAAACCCUGUGAUAACCCGGGGUGGGGAGGAGCGUCAGGGGUCUGGGGGUGGCGGUGGCGGUGGCGGUUUGACCGUCACAAGCUCACGAAUGGUCCCCGGACAGCGGCCCUCGUCAGCAUCCAACCCCCGCCCCAAGCCUGUGUAUGGACGCAAGCAGUUCAGUAAUGCCGUCAAUAACCCAUCUACAGGAGCACACAAAGCUAGCUUCGGCAGUUACACACAGUCAUUCGGAACCAUAAGUGCCAGUGGGCUGGCAGCCAUUCAGAGUAAAAAGACUUGAGUGUCUGAGACGCUGUGUGUACAUAGAUGGAGCCAGCAGGGAGCCAGAGAUGGAGUCAGUGAGGGAGCAAGCAGGCAAAGGAGUCGACUCAGACUGCAACCUUUGUACAUAGGAAGAUCAUCAUGUUCACUGUGUGUUGUUCAGCAGAGCACCAUCUGAAGCUUACUGAUGCCAGGAUAUCACUUGUAUUUGUACAUAAUGUGGUGAGGCAAGGGGACACCUACUGUCAUGUGUGUGACUAUUUACACUGAAACCUGACCAAACCUCAGUUACACGUCUGACCAGAGACCUGGCUGUGAUCUAAAAUUGGUUCUGUUGCCAAGGAAUUGGUUCGAUUGCCAGGGAACCUUUUUAAACGCAUCAUUCCUUUCGAAAGCAUACCAUGAAAUACAUGUUUUUAUUUAUUCAUUGAUUCAUUUGGUGUUGAGUUGUUUUUAGUCUCAUUAAGUUUUAAGUAAGGUUUACUGUUUUACAAGGAAUAGUGACGUCCUGAUUCCUAGAUAUCUGCAGGGAUGUCACCCUGUCGCCAGUCAUCAUCUGCAUGUGUCACCAACAGGGGCACCACCAGUCACUGUCAGCAUGUUACCAACCGUUGCAACAUUCACAGUCACUGACUAAAAUAUUUAUUCCUGUGUUGCAUUUGAGUCUGAUUACAUUCCAGCUGUACAGAUGAUGAUAGUGUCCUGGACAUGUGCUUGUAUGUCUGUGUAUUGAAUGUGUUGGACCACAAGCCAAUAAUUUGUCUUCGCUGGUGUGAGACAAGGUUUAGGAACAGUAUUACUAUUGUCUUGACUUUUAUUAACAUCUCUCAGGCCGAAAGGCUGAGGGAAGGUAUAUGGAAGCACAUGAUCACAAUAUCUGUAUAUAUAAUGUAUUUUGUGGCUGUGCCCUGUAUGUGAAUUUAAUGGCACGUGCCCACAAAGCACUGUAUGUAUAAUGUAUUAUAUGGCAGUGCCCUGUUUGUCAAUGUAAUGGCAUAUGCCCACAAAGCUCUGUGUAUAUAAUGUAUUUUGUAGCAGGUGCCCCAUAUGUGAAUGUAAUGUAACCUGCCCACAAAGACCAAUGUAUGUCGUUGCAUGGGCCCACAAAGAUCUGUUUAUGUAGUAUAACAAAAAGCACACAUCUAUCGGCCAAACGUGUAAACAAAUGAUUAUAGGUGUGUUGUGUGUCAAGUUAGCGGUACCUGCAAAACCUCAACAACCUUCUUGAGGGCACGGGAUCCUCAGGUGUCUAAGUCACCGUAAUUUGUUGUGCAGAGUUACGUCCCUUUGGCUUGCCAGAAAUCUAUAAUUGUGGGUUCGAAUCCUCAUUUGCCCUGAUUAUGUUUCUAGGUUUGUCAGCACCAUACCUGCGGUCGAGGAUUUUAACAAAGUGAUAAACGUCUGAUACCUGCAUCACUUCAGGCUUUCCUCUGACAUGAGCUGACAUCUGGUGAUAUAACUGGAAUACUGUAAGCAGCGUUAAACCCAAUACGCUCACUCAUUCUACAACCAUGUGAUAACAUUGCUGAACAGGCUCCUGCUCCUGGGGACUAUUGGUCUUAAGCACGGAAGGUGACAGUCAUUCGUCCGAUACAGAAAAGGAAGGCAACUUAUCCAACAGCAUUUUUAAUUUUCCAAAAAACUAAAACAUGUACCACUUUUUUUAUGUAUACUUCAACUGGACGACAACAUCUGACUGUGUUGCAUCACCAUAUAGUAUUUAUGAUGAUGUUCAUGAUAGUGUCAGUCAUAUGAAUCCAAUAGAACCUGGGUACCUGCUAGUUCAGUUUAUUCAAAUCAACAUGGCAUUGGUGAAAUAGAAGAACAAGAACAUAUUGAGCAAGUUUGUUUCAAUAGUAUGUGUCUGGCUGUUUGGCAUUGUGAAUUGGUCAAAUGUUUAACUGAAAGAAACAAACCUAUGGAUGCCAGGGAAUUGGCUGUGGUGAAAAUUAAGUUCAGCCCGUGAAGAGCAAGAACAUAUGGGGAAGGCUACCAGUAAAGGGCCACCUGGUCGGUAUUGACUGGAUUCAUAAUCAACAAUGUCAUCCCUCCAAAAUAACCAAAAUAUUGAACUGAAUAGCUUUGAAACAGAUGAUGUUCUGCCUUGAUGAUGUUCAAUUAAUUGUUCAAUUUAUAACUCCUAAAUUUUGAUCAACCAUGUGGUCCCUUUGCUAGUAGCCUUCUCUAUAUGGAUCAAUUUUUUUACAAAUGUGUCUGGCUUUUUGGCAUUGUGAAGUUGAUAGAAUGUUUAACGGAAAGUAAUGAAAUUCAGGUUGCCAGGCAGCUGUAGAAUAUUUUUAUGCCAUUAGUUAGCGUUGAUGUAGCAUAUCACUUGUCAGUGGAUAAUAUACAGUAUAUAAUGAGUAGAUGCUACCAGACAUUGUUAGGCUGCUUCAUGUAGAGACAUUCACAAAGUAUUAUGGGAGGACAAGAAGGUGGGACAUUCCAAAGAGAAGGGUGAGCUGCAGUACCUAGGCACUUUUUGUUCAAAUAUGUAUGAAGUGUUUGUUAUGUGUGUUCUGUGUGUGCAUCACUGUCCUGGCACUGGUUUGUGUAACCGGUGACUUUCAUGUUACUGCAACCAUUGGUCCAUUGACACUGGAGUAGCAGUGACCUCCAACAUUGAUGUCACGGUGACCAUUGAUGUAGUAGUUGAUGUUACCAUUUACAACCUGGUUGCUGUUGCUGUUACCAUUGACAUCACUGGUUGCUGUUGCUGUUACCAUUGACAUCACUGGUCCAUUGACAUCAGAGUAGCAGUGACCACCAACAUUGAUGUCACGGUGACCAUUGAUGUAGUAGUUGAUGUUACCAUUUACAACCCGGUCGCUGUUGCUGUUACCAUUGACUUCACUGGUUGCUGUUGCUGUUACCAUUGACAUAACUGGUUGCUGUUACCAUUGACAUCACUGGUUGCUGUUGCUGUUACCAUUGACAUCACUGGUUGCUGUUGCUGUUACCAUUGACAUCACUGGUCCAUUGACAUCAGAGUAGCAGUGACUACCAACAUUGAUGUCACGGUGACCAUUGAUGUAGUAGUUGAUGUUACCAUUUACAACCCGGUUGCUGUUGCUGUUACCAUUGACUUCACUGGUUGCUGUUGCUGUUACCAUUGACAUCACUGGUUGCUGUUACCAUUGACAUCACUGGUUGCUGUUGCUGUUACCAUUGACAUCACUGGUUGCUGUUGCUGUUACCAUUGACAUCACUGGUCCAUUGACAUCAGAGUAGCAGUGACCACCAACAUUGGUGUCACGGUGACCAUUGAUGUAGUAGUUGAUGUUACCAUUUACAACCCGGUCGUUGUUGCUGUUACCAUUGACAUCACUGGUUGCUGUUGCUGUUACCAUUGACAUCACUGGUUGCUGUUGCUGUUACCAUUGACAUCACUGGUUGCUGUUGCUGUUACCAUUGAAAUCACUGGUCCAUUGGCACCGGAGUAUCAGUGAACACCAACAUUGAUGUCACUGCCCAUUGACGUAGUUGCUGUUACCAUUGACAUACUGGUCAAUUCACACUUGGUAGCUGUGAACACUGACAUUGCAGUCAUUGUGACCAUUGACAAUGUUAUUACUGUUACUAAUGACCAUGUAUUCUAUGACUUGCUGUCAAUAUUUACACUCGUGUCCUUCACUGAUAGUGUUUUCUGUCAGAACUGGGUGCAGGUUGUCCGAGCCAUGUGUUUUUGUGUAUGACUGUGAUAGAUACCGUCCACUUUUUCAUCAUAUAUAAUAUAUACAUUUUUUGUUAAACAUUUUAGUUGCAUAACAUUGUAAGAUUACGAUUCACAUUUACCAUCGGUACAUGUUAUUUAUGAUCUGGUCUCAUCAAGAAAUAAAAUAAUCAAAGCUGAA